Messenger RNA from Cynoglossus semilaevis (tongue sole), 939 nucleotides. Its product is annotated as extracellular calcium-sensing receptor-like. The coding region runs from base 214 to 939 and encodes 241 amino acids. Gene Ontology annotation, cellular component: plasma membrane. Gene Ontology annotation, molecular function: G protein-coupled receptor activity. NCBI's taxonomy places the organism in Eukaryota, Metazoa, Chordata, Actinopteri, Pleuronectiformes, Cynoglossidae. Gene Ontology annotation, biological process: G protein-coupled receptor signaling pathway. The record is from RefSeq and is a predicted model, not a curated record. The transcript is spliced from 2 exons.
UGCUUUUUCCUGUUUAGCCUCCUCGGUCAGUUUGUAGUGACAGCUGUCCUCCAGGUACCCGUGUGGCCCGGAGAAAAGGUCAACCUGAGUGUUGUUUUGACUGUGUUCCUUGUUCUGGAGGAAAGAUCAGCAAUGCAACCAGUGAGUGUAAAGUCCUUAACCUGGGCCGAAAAGCCUGGAGUUUUGAUUUGGAAAAUUCUACAGUGACUUACGAUGACCACAACUAUCUUUUUUAUAGAUUCCAUGGAGUGCAUCAGUUGCCCAGAAGAUUUCUGGUCCAACAUCCAGAAUGACCACUGUGUUCCUAAGAAAACUGAGUUCCUCUCCUACCAUGAGCCUCUUGGUAUCUGUUUGACAGUUACCUCUGUACUCGGCUCAUUCAUUUGUACGGCUGUGUUGUGCAUUUUUGUUCAUUAUCGCAGCACACCUAUUGUUCGUGCUAACAACUCUGAACUUAGUUUUCAGCUGUUGAUGUCACUCAAGCUGUGUUUCCUUUGCUCGUUGCUCUUCAUUGGACCACCCAGAUUAUGGACAUGCCAACUUAGACAUGCAGCAUUUGGCAUCAUCUUUGUGCUUUGUAUCUCAUGUAUCCUGGUAAAGACUAUGGUGGUUCUGGCUGUAUUCAGAGCCUCUAAACCUGGAGGUGAAGCCAGUAUGAAGUGGUUUGGUGCUGCUCAGCAGAGAGGAACAGUUCUUGUUCUGACCUCAGUACAAGCAGCAAUCUGCACUGUUUGGCUUGUCUCUGCUUCACCAGCUCCUCACAAAAACACCCAGUAUCACAGUGACAAGAUAGUGUAUGAAUGUGCCAUUGGCUCCACUGUUGGUUUUGGAAUCUUACUUGGUUAUAUUGGUUUAUUAGCCAUUCUUAGUUUUGUGUUAGCUUUUUUGGCAAGAAAUCUUCCAGACAGUUUCAACGAGGGCAUUAGACUUCCUGUUUAA